GAUAUUAAAAACAAAUAUUAAAUAGGAUUAGCGUCUGUGGUAAAUAAACAAUAAUGUUACGGGACCUCAUAACGUGGGUGUUGAAUACAUAUCUUGGAAAGUAUCUAGAGAACUUGAAUUCCGCCCAAUUGUCAGUGGCACUGUUAUCGGGCGAGGUUGAGCUUGAGAAUAUACCCAUUCGCAAAGAUGCUCUCCGUUCGUUCAAUUUACCGGUCGAAGUCACCGCUGGCAGCAUACGCAAAAUCAAACUGCAGAUUCCUGUCCGUCAGUUUAGGACUUCACCAUGGUGUAUUUCCAUCGAGGGACUUUUCUGCAUCAUUUGUCCAAAGAAUCUGGACAAUUGGGACUACGAGAAGGAAAAGAUGCAGGAUCUGGAGUACAAGCUAGCCGUUUUGGAUGCAGCAGAGGCGGGAUGGCGGUCCGAAAAGGGCAAGCAAAUGGAGACCUACUACUUUUCAUCAUACAAUAAUUGGCUUAAGUAUGGCACUAACAUGGCCACAAACAUAAUUGACAACAUCGAACUUAAAAUAUCCGAUGUUCACUUUCGAUUCGAGGACAUUGUGGACACUGGCAAGAGCAAGAUAUGCACGGGCAUCAAGAUUGGUUCUCUUACCGCUCAGAGCUGCGACUGUGAUUGGACAAAUGGGUCCUACAAAAUGACCAAUAACGAAAUGAACUAUAAACUGGUGGAGCUCAAAGAGCUGUCGGUGUACUGGGAUCUGCUACACGAUGACAUAAAAUGUCAGUCGUACUCCAACCAGGAGAUUCUCGAAAAAAUGCACUCAACCUGCGAGUUGAGGCCCCAUAACUUCAUCAUCAAGCCCAUUUGCGCAACAGCGAGGUGGAAGCGUGACAAGUGUCAACAGGUGAUACGUACCAAAGACAAACCCAGAGUUUCUUGCGAACUCCUGGUUCCCGAGGUGGUCAUAGACAUAUCCAAGGUCCAGCGGCUCCAAAUGUUAGAUCAGCUCUCAGAAAUCCGUCAAGUUAAAGAAGUUCGACAGUAUAGAUUAAAGCGACCAAAUUGCAGCGUGGAAAGUAAUCCAAGAUUAUGGUGGAAAUACGCUACCGUUUGUCAUGGUUUUGACUUUAGGAAAAAUGAGGAAAAUUGGUCUAUUCUCAAGGAAAAUCUUCGAUAUAUGUUACUCUACAAGGCGAUUAUUUUAAAUCCAAAUGAAAAUCUAUCCAACGCAGAUAAAGAGUUUAAAGCUUACAUCGAGAGCGAUAGAAAGAUCUCGGACUUAACAAUAAUGAGAAGAAUAUCCUUUGAAAAUGUGUUUACGAAAGGUUUCUCAUUCGAAUCGCAGAACGAGCAAGGGAAGAAUAUGCUAUUCCAUUGGUUUCCCAACUGGAUGGGCUGGUAUGCAAACAGUCCCAGUACUCCAAAUAAUGAACAGGAUGAAUCAUUGAAACAUUUGGAAGAUGAUAUUCUGGUUGCGUUGGAGAACUCACUUCAGAACUCUUCGGAUUUAAAGAGCGAUGCUGUAUUCGGGUAUUUUUCAAUCAAGUUACUCAAAGGAUUGGUAAUUCUUCAGACCGAUGAUUUACUAAGUGAUGGGCAGAGAAAAUCUAUGGAAAUGCAAUUAAAUAACUUUUCUGCCUACCUCCAGUUGAGCCCACAGUUAACUUCUUAUACUGUGGGCAUAUCAUUGCAAGAAGUUUAUUUAAUUGAUAAAACCAGUUGUGAAACGAUGCACAAUUAUCUAAUUAAGCCACAAACAGGGAAUACAGCUACACCAAACCAAGUAGUGAAAAGCGCACUGCAAGAGGACACUCUAUUUCAGUUACAAUACGAAAAUUGUAACCACUUACGAUUUCAGCUUAAUAUAAAAUCAAAAGGUUUAGAUCUUAUCUAUAAUGAAGAUGCAAUUCAGUGGCUUCUGGAUUUCUUGGCUGAUUCAAAUCCGAAUAGAUUUUCACCGCGCGACAGAGUCGAGAAGAAAACAGAUUUUAUGAAAAACUGGAAUCAAAUGUUUAGUGGUAAUGAGGUUAAUCGAAAGAUUUGGAUGUUCGAAAUCGAAAUUUUCGCGCCACGUAUUAUUUUCUUGGAAAAUUACAAAGUUAGCAAUUCGCUGAUGGUCUUGCUGGAUUUCGGGAAACUGGAAAUGAGGAAAAUGGAGGUUAAAAGAGUUAUACCUGUGAUAGAAUCGGCUGUAACGGAGAAUACGAGUGAUGACGAUGAAACCUAUUUGACUCCAUGUUCGACGCCCCCAGCUUCAGAGAAAAGUGGUUCUGAUUCUCCGACACUUCUUGAAAAUUCCAAAAUGGAAAGCUUUUUAAACAAAAAUGUCCAAUUGGAGUACGUUCUACAUAAUAAGAUCUACGAUAAAUAUCUGAUAAACUUUACAAACCUUCAAGUUUUGGUUUGCAAAUACGAAGAAAGGUGGCAAGCUUGCUUAAAAACAUCCUCGAAUUUUCAUCUUAUUGAUAAAUUUAAUAUAAACCUUACUCUUGAGCAGAGGAAUAUAUUCACUGUUGAUCCGGAAUAUCCUUCGUUUAUGCUUUUUGGAACCUGUCCGACCAUAUUAAUCCACGGGAAUGAAGAACUUAUAAAUAAUUGCUGUAACAUUAUGAAACCCAUUAUAAAAGCUUCGAAGGAAAUGGAAAAUAUUUACAGAGGAGGCAAUACGAUCUACGCAAGUGAGAGAAUUAAAAAUCUGGCAGAGGAUGACAGAAGUCGAGUUGUGAUUGAGUUUGUAAUGGAUCAACUGGUGAUAGAAAUGCAAUCGACAGAAAGAAGUAUAGCUGAGCUUCAAAUUAUCGGGGCACGAGCUGGUCUAACAAAAGAAUCAAAUGAGAUGAAUAUUUCCAUGUCGGUACAUGGAUUGCUCUUAGUGGAUGCCAUUCAAUCUUUUGGUCCAGAUUUUGAGUUAUUGGUGGCCAGUCAUCGGCAUGUGGGAAUGGAUAGUUUAUCUGGUAGCCUUAAACAUAGUGCAAUUGUUUCGCCAACUUCGCCUGGAUCGCCAAAUUUUUUUGAUAGGGCUACUAGUCCGCACAUGAUUACAAAAGCAGUUCAAAAUAUUAAGAUGGGAGAUAGAUCGACAGAAUUCUGCGAGGAUGAGGACUCAACGGCUCUUAUCACGGUUGACAUCAAAAUUGUUCCACCCAAUGAAAAUAACUCAAUGCAACAUCACACUACCAACAUCACGUUUAACAGUUUGGACAUAAUUGCUAAUCAGGAUACUAUUCUUGAAAUUCUUAACUUCGCAAAAAGAACCCUUUUGGCCCAAAAUAUAUUUUCAAGUGAAAGCCCUGACCCACCAAUAGAAUCCACCGAAGUACCACUAGAAUCGGAUGAUCAAGUUGAUCAUAAAAAUCAUAACGAAAUAUUCUUUGAUUUUUUCCGUUUGAAUAUUCUCCUCUUAUAUACCAUCAAGAGAGAUAAAUUCAAUGUUGGCCGAAAAGUUGGAACUGUUACUUUGACGGAAGCCAAAAUCAAUGCAUCUUUUCAAUCGGAUCUGUCGAUUUUCGGUUCACUUGGCGGCAUACAAGUUAUUGACAUCACUUCAGAGGCAUUCUGUCAUCCGAGAAUUCUUUCUGUUGGUCGAGACCAAAUCUUAAGAGCUUCCGAUACAAAUAAACAAACCGUUCUAAGUCAACUUUCCAAUGAAAUAUACUCAAAUAAUUACAAUGAAGAAAAAAGCGACGAAAGUGAUGCCAUUAGCUUUCAAAGUCAUUGGAGUGACAAGACUACAUGCACUUUCCAAAUGCGAAUGGCUUCGGCUUCUUACACUCAUUGCCCUAGGUUUUUAAGGGAUGUAAAUGCUUGCAUUACGUACUUUAAGAGGAGUUUAAGAGAAUUUGCCACUUCCAUUGGUAAUAAAGCUACAGAUAUGGCCAAGGAGUUUGUGCAACAGGUUAGGGCAGUUGAGCAAAUUGGACCAGUUUACUCACAGCCAAAUCGUCAGGAUAAUUGGCUUGAUAUUAUAAUUAGUAGUCCAAUCAUCAUUCUGCCUAUUUCCAACAUGAGUACAAAUGUAUUGAUUGCUAAUUUGGGCAAAAUAAGCUGCUCAAAUGCAGUUAAAUGCGAUUCGGAUGAUUUCGAUGAAUCCUAUACAAUUGAGAUUAAGAACACAUACGUAUACUCCUUGAACAUUGAUGAACAUGAUUAUAGUUUUAAUGUUCAUCCUGCGAAAAAUAAGGAUGCAAUUCCCAUAUUGCAUGACACAGCGAUCACUUUACAUCUGUAUGCCGGUUAUAGUGAGGAUAAUGGCCAAGAAAGACAACUAAGUAGUUUCUCAAUUAAGGGAAGUAUGGUUGAAGCCCUGAAAGUGUCCCUAAACCGUAAACAAUAUGAGUUACUUUUGGAGAGCAUUCGUUAUGCCACCAAUUUCUCAAAUGGCGCUUUAAAUGAUUUUGUAGACCUUGAUCAAAACGGGGAGAGUGAACCAACUUCAAGUAUUGAGGAUGAACCCAUUAUUAGCACGAUUAUUCAGUUCUCAGUGCCUGUAUUUCAAAUAAACCUUCAGAAUGAAUACCACAAUGAUUUGAUAAAUCUAACAUUUAAAGACUUCAAUGUUAAGCAUAUUGCUAAAGGAUACGACAAGGAUAUGGAAGUGGUGUUAAAGUCUGUCUUAAUGGAGGAUUUGAAAUCGGAUCUGACAUCACCGUUUAGAAAUAUGGUGACUUCAAUAGAUCUUGAGAAAAAUAUUAAGAAAAAUGAAAUGACAUCGUCCUCAUGUCCCGAUUUGCCAAGCUAUUGUAAUUCAUUGAAAAACAGAUCUAACUCAGUUCCGUCUUGCUUCUACAAUCACAUGCAGGUGAAGGUGUUUGGCGGAGAUAAGAAGUUUACAUCUAGCAACAAAAAUGAAUUGGGCAGAAAAAAGGAAAGUCAAACUUUGGUAAUUUACAAAUCACAUACAGGACGAUUGGCUCAAAACAGUAAACUUGAAAAAUCCAGUUCAAUUCAAUUUAAUUGCUUGAACUUGGCCAUUUGCGUGGAACGCUGGUAUACCAUUUUCGACUUUUUUGGCCUUGUUUCUGUUGAUAACUCCAAUGAAAAGUAUACCGAGGAGAAGAAACUUGUUGAGAAACAUGUCGAUGAGCUUUGCAGCAAACUAAAGGUCUCUAUAAGGAGCUUUAACUUUACCUUGAUUCGAAAUGAGUCGCUUUUAUCCAGGGUGAAUGUGUCGAAUGCCGUUUUUAUGAUUCUUCAAGAUCCAUUUUCCAAAAUUGUUGAAGGCUGCUUAGGAUCUGUGUCCGUUUAUGAUCUGACAAAAUAUGGAAACAUUUAUAAGCAAAAGUUUUUAACAAGUGGAACAGAAGCUUUGAACUUUGUUUAUAAGAAAAAACUCGUUGAUUUGGAAGCUUUGAAAACCUUGGAUACCGACUCAACCCUGCGUAUUAACAUGUCUGCAGUGCAUUAUAUACACACCAAACGUUUUUCCACCGAACUACAUGUUUUUGUUAAAGAUCUUUUACAAUUGCAAACGCCUGUUAUAAGAAAAUUAAAGAAGCAAAGUCAUGGAAAUGAAGAGAAUAUGCGUCCAUCGAAAAUGAAGCUCGUAAUUCAAGCCGAUUCACCAGUAAUCGUACUUCCGGCAUCCUAUAGCAGAAACGAAGUGAUUAUCGCCUACCUUGGGCAGUUUACUUUGAAAAAUAGUUUCCAUUUUGCCAGCGACGAUAAUAUAAUAAGCAAAAUGAGUUCAACGCCAAGUAAAAACGAAAUCCUGGAUGUAAUGAGAAUCGAUUUGGUCAAUAUAAACCUGUUUUCCGGGGAAAGGACCUCAUCGAAAGGAAAAGUUGAACAGGAAAAGGAUCGUAUUAUAAUCGCUGAUAUGAACUUCCUGAGAUUAGGUCAGCCAUUCUUUAAUGAGUCGUGCUUCCUUCACCUGCAAUUGGAGCGGAAUCUUUCCGCAGAUAUUCAUCGCGUCUGUCCUGACAUCAGUGUUCAGGGAACAUUCUCCAAACUGAAUGGCAUGAUCAAUAUUCAGCAAUACAAAUUAAUACGAAGUUUUUUGAACAACAAUAUUGGAGAGCAAACCGAUGACAUCUACAUGAAUUACCAUAAUAACAGUUGUACAUCCAUUGAAAGACUUUCAACAAUUAACCUUUUACCCAAAAAUGAAGUGUCUAAAACUGUUACAAUACUAAUUUCGAUAAGAAUCUUACUGGAAGAUGUCUCACUACUCUUGGCUUUAAAUACCUCGCAAAGUGCAGUCAUAGAACCUUUGGCGUGUAUCCACUUUUUGAAGUCUACUUUGGAAAUCGAUUUAUUCAGCGAUGGUUCACAAGAUAUAGAUUUGAUAUCGAGUAAUAUUCUUAUUGUUGAUGAACGAAACGAACCCGAUAAGAGCAAUGAAAACAUGUUUAAAAACAUAUUGGAACCAUCGAAGAAGGAGGUUCGUGUUGAGAACUCCGUGCAAGUCGAAGUCCAUUGCAGAAAGAAAGCCAAUUUCUGCAAGUACACAAUAAUGCUCAAUAACAUGAGAGUUUUUGCUCUGCUCAGUUUUCUGGACCAAUUAAAAUCAUAUUUGCAAGAAGACUCACCGGCACCCGUUGUAAAUAGUGUAACAAACCAAGUCCCACAGAAACCGCAAAUGGAUAACAACAUUUCCACGGAGUACGUUGUGAAUAUUACAGAUUCUGAAAUCAUAUUCGCAGAGGAAUGCAGUCGGCUGGACUCGAAUGCAAUCAUUUUGAAAAGUACAACUGUUAUAUGCUAUAAACCAAAUAGUAAUAUUGUACCCCUAUCGUUGGACAUCAAUCAUUUGGAGAUAUUUUCCUGCACCCUAGACGCCGAAGAUGAAAGCGCUUUAUCAAUCAUCGAUCCCUUUACAUUGAUCAUUGAAUUGCGGAGUAAUUGCUUACACAUUCUCAUUCAGAAACAUUUGAAUAUUCGGUUGUCCUAUGUGGAUGUCAAAUUAUUUUCGAGAAUGGCACGACUUUUGCCCACCCAAACAUCACGACCAAAGAAUGUUAUAUCAAAGGCUGAUUCGGAUAUAGAGAAGGUUGCUCCACUCGUGGCAAUGGGUUUUGAGCUUUCCGAUUGUCUAUAUGCCAUGCAAGUCAACAAUUGGAGAAUCAACGAUGCUGCACUUUGGCUGUCCCAGCAAAAACAGAAUACGUACCGAAAUCCCGCCUUGGAAAUGAAAACCGCUGUAGUGGACGCCAGUCUUAUAUCGGUGUUCAUCAUUGACGAUUGUAUGGAUGCAGAUGUGCCACUGCUCGAGGUUUCCCUCUCGAAGUUUCUGUUGAACUUUACUUUCAAGACCAAGGAUCCCAAUCCCAAGGAGACCAACAUUCGGCACUAUAGCUUGGGCAAUAUUGACACUGAGGCUGCUGUGAACUAUUAUAAUCGUCGUCUUAGUGGAUGGGAACCAGUGGCGGAGACGUGGGAGUCCAACUUGAAAUGGAAAUACACCAAAGGUCAUUUGGAUAAUAAAAAACGUUUUGAGAUUGGAAUUUCCAGCAAGCAGAUGCUAAAGCUAAAUGUCACCUCCACAUUCAUAGAACUUUUCAAUAUGGUUCUAAAGAACUGGACAAACGACUUUAACGACAAUGCCAAGAACUUUAGGCAACGCUCUCCGUUUAUUCCAUUUGCCCUUCAAAAUCUCAGCGGAACACCACUUCUUUUUAAGCCCAUCUACGCUCCUCUGGGAGAUUUAACAUGCUCCGAUUUACAGCAGUUUGAGUUGAUAAAGAACUGGUACUCUGUGCAGCCCAACGAAACCAAAACCUUUGAUUUUAGUCAGAAAAGUAAACUAAGACACGUACAUUCUCACCAAUUAAAUUUACAUCAGAUUUUUGUACAAAUUCAUGGUUGGACAUUGAUUGGUCCCAUAUCGGUAGACAAAGUUGGAAUGUUUUUCCGAACUACAAAGUUGGAUUCGCAGUUCUUAACAAAGAGCCGGAUAGUCUUCGAUAUCUCAUUGAUUGGAUCUGCCCAGAAGCUGAUUAAAGUGAAGUCUUCCUUGGGGGUGAUAAACAAACUGGACCGCAAUGUAUUCCUGAAAAUGUCCCUGAAGAGUACUCAUAGUGAUGGACUUAGUUCAAUAAGUGUUAUAAAACCCAAUGACGAGCUAACUUUGCCACUGAAGUUCAUUGAUGCAUCGUUGCAUGUAGCACAUAAUACGAGUGAAAGCGAGGCUUAUGAGGAAACUGGCUUUAGCAACGAGGAAAUUCUGUGGAAAGCCUGUGGCAAAGAGGACACUCGACAACUUCUUGCUGGCUAUGAUAAUACUAAGAGUGUAGUGUACACUUUGGUCAACAUCAGCAGAGAAAUUUAUCAUUUUAAGGAACAGAAUUUACCUGGGCAUAAGAUCACUCUGUUGCCGCCCUUAAAGAUAAAUAAUAUGCUCUGCUGUGACCUGAUGUUUAAGAUCCACGAGCACGCCUUUGGAAGGAUAAACUCAUCGGAAAGUAUAAAUAUCUACAACGUUAACAUAUGUCAACCUCUAAACUUAAGCAUCACAUUGGAUAACUUUCAACUUUCUGGACAACUUAAGAUUCCAGUGAGUCAUAAGGGUGUCAUCGAGCCGAAACUAAAAUUAUUUGAUAUUAAAAAGAGGGAGUUGCACCUGCGCGUAUCCAUACAAUCGGUUCAAGGCAAGGGCAUGGAACUUUAUAUCAGUGCCCCGGUUUGGAUAAUCAAUAAAACGGGACUUCCCCUGAUUUAUAAACAAGAAGGAACCAAUCACACAGCUGCAGGACAGUUUGAGGAGCAUGAAACUGCGCGACAAGUAGCACCUCUGAUGUUCUCCUUUUCGGAUCAGGAAGGUUCACCGGCUCUGGUUCUGCGAUUGGGAAAUGCUUUUGGCUCCAACAACAUCUGGUGCAAAAGUUUUAGCACUCAUAAGGACUUGGCUCACAGGGAACUGCGAGCAGAAAACACGAGAGGAAGCUAUGCGAUUGGUAUUAGCGUUAGAAGGGGUAGGGGAUUAUAUGCCUGCACCACCUUCGUAACUCUGUCACCCAGAUUCCAUUUACACAAUCGAAGUGGCUAUAAGCUGGAGUUUAUGCAACUUUGCGAUAUAGUUAACUAUGACCGUCCCGAUCCGCGUAAAAUUAUUGCAGCACCUAUUGAUUGCAACUUCGCUUUCCAUUGGCCCAAUUGGGAUCAGGAGCAAGUCAUUUGCGUUAGGAUACCUGAGAUAGAGUGUUGCUGUUGGUCAAAGGGAAUUCCCAUCAAUGAUGUCCAGAGUUUGUAUAUCAAUGUGCGAAAUGAAUGGGGCGAAAUGUUUUUCCUUCGAUUGGAAAUCAUAUCAAAAGAUGCAACUUAUAUACUUUUGUUUACGGACGCUCGAACUCUGCCACCACCGAUACGAAUUGAUAAUUGUUCAGAAGUUGUCGUCAAUUUCUCACAGCUGCGAUCCAAGCCAGUUUGGAUAACGCCAGUUAGACCACAAUCUUCUCUCUCUUACGUCUUGGAUGAUCCGAUGGGUGCGCAAACUUUGCUGAUGGAAGCACCUGGAGGAAACAUGAUAGAGUUUCCCAUUAACAACGUUAACAAUAUAAAGAAAACACUGACUUACACCAACUUCAUAUACAUCGCAUUUCAUGGCACUUUUGAACGAUCCAACGAAGAGGAAAAUACCCAUAGACAUUUGGUUUUGGGCGUACGUGGUAAAAAAGUUGUGAUAAUGGAGAAGAACUCGGGUGAUCGCUCCCAACUGUGGCUUAUGAACUCGAAUGGUCAAUUGGAACAUGAAGGAUCCACUCCACCGAUUCAAACAAACGAUGCUAAUGCUGUGCGACUUGUACUGGAUUUGGAAAAGGCUCCGAAUCCAAUGGAGUUUACCAGCUUGGUGGUGCGAACACCCAACAAGCAAAGGGCUACAACGCAGACAUGGAGAUUCGAAAAUGGCCGAUUGAUGUGCCAUGCAAAUAUGUGCGUUCAGUCUCGAUUUGGAGAGAAUGGAUUAAAACCAAACUACGAAGCAGUUUUGGGGCGAACUGAAAAUAGAUCAAAAUCGUGUAAUACAAUACCGAUUGGACAGCAUAUUGUGGCGCAGAAAUUAAGGCCUGGUUCGGGUCAAUUGGAGCUUUCAACGAGAAUGGAUGGACCCAUUUCCACGAUAGAAAUAUGUGAUAUUAAAAUUAAACAAAAUUCAGUAUUCCUAACACCCGAUUUAUUAUGGAUGCAUGCUUCUCUGAAUAAUAGGCAAAUUACGGACAAGGGAAAAGUAUCAUUCGUGCAUGAGUAUCUGAUUAAUAUAGAGCUCGUUAAAGGAAUCGGUAUUUCAAUCAUAACUCGAAAGCCUUGUGAGGAAAUCAUGUUCAUAACCCUCGAUCACAUUCAUUGUGAUAUAGUGCAAAGUGCUCUGGAGAAUUCAUUAGAUUUGAAUAUUUUAUAUAUACAAAUCGACAAUCAAUUGUUGGAUGCGGCGAGUCCAAUCGCGUUGCAUACGCAAACUUCGAGCGACCCCGACCAAACGCAAAACGCAGUGGUUCUUAAAUUGAAAAUGUUACCUUGUCCCAACAAGAACGCAAUCAUUUUUAAGUACUUAACCCUGGACUUGAAACCCUCAACGGCGAUUCUGGAGGAGAAGCUGAUACUUAAAGUAGCUUCAUUUUUGGGAUAUGGCAAAAUCAAUCGACAGAAUCUAAGUGUACAAUAUCAGUUUGAAAACUCUGAUGAUAAGCCCAUUCUGCAGGAUAUGAAGAGAUACUACUUUGAGAAUUUAACUAUAGGCGCAACUCAGGUUCGACUCUCAGCAUUCACUUCAUCCAAGCUACCAGUGGAACUGCACGAAACGAAAAAGACACUUGGACUUACUUUAAUCAAAUUCGAAGAUGCCUUGAUUGAGCUGGACAGGUACUCGGAUAAACUACACUUUGAGACCAUGGACGUUUAUCUGAAGGACAUGAAAAAGCACUACAUCAACCAAAUUAAAUGGCAUGCAGCUGCUAUAUUGGGAAGUGUAGAUUUCCUUGGAAAUCCACUAGGAUUCGCCAAUGAUCUUUCAGAAGGAGUUUCAGGACUGAUUUUUGAGGGCUCCGUCAAGAGUCUGGUGAAAAAUGUUACGCAUGGCAUAUCGAAUUCCACGGCAAAGUUGACGGAAACUCUGUCCGAUAGCCUGGGAAAAGUUGUGCUGGACGAUCACGACAAUGAGACAAGACAACGAAUUCUGGAACUGCAGUCCAAUACAUCCGGAGGUCACCUUGCAGCUGGUCUGAAGGGUCUCGGAUUCGGAUUGCUGGGAGGAGUCACGAGUAUAGUGAGACACACUUACGACGGGGCACAAGCAGAUGGAGUUCCUGGCUUCCUUAGUGGAUUGGGAAAGGGAUUGGUGGGCACUGUAACGAAACCAAUCAUUGGAGUGCUAGAUCUGGCUUCAGAAACAGCCAGUGCAGUUCGAGAAACCAGUCGGGAUACUCAGAGAAAUGCUCCAGAAAGGAAGAGACUUCCCAGGUGUGUAACUGGUGCUCCUGGUGGUCUCUUGCCUUUGUAUUCCAAUCGACAAAGCAAAGGACAACAAUAUCUAUACCUAAUCAAUCAUAAAAACUUUUCGGAAAAGAUAAUAUCUUACGAUGCGAAUCUGUGGAGCGAUAAAGAGGCUAGAUUGCGCUUGCUAGUUUCUACCGAAUAUGUACGGAUAUUUUCAUUGACCGACGGCAAUCCAACCAUUAUGUUUGAAUGUCAUGUUAGUGAGAUACUUUCGUGCCAUCCAGUAGUAACGAAUGUUGGCACAACGCCGUCUACGAGUAGUAGGGCGACAGCAGCGAGCCACUACAUCGAGAUAUCAACAAAUCUUCCGAAGAUUACCAGGCCGAGGAUACGUUGUCGAUCAGAGGAAUGUGCUGAGGCUGCAUCAAGAUGCAUAAACUACGCUAAAAGUGUCUUUGAUGAACGUGAACAUGCCGUUUUAUAAAAUGCAAUAAGUCGGUUCGUGAUAAUAAACAUAAACCUUUUGACAACAAGUUUUACAUUUUAUUUUCUUUGGCAAUGAGUGCUAUUUUAUUUCCCAAUUAGUAAGCAAAAUAAACAUUUAAUAAUUAAUAAA
This is a messenger RNA of Drosophila eugracilis, 11945 nucleotides long. It is a transcript of the gene Vps13D, whose product is annotated as vacuolar protein sorting-associated protein 13D. The record is from RefSeq and is a predicted model, not a curated record. The transcript has 19 exons. Gene Ontology annotation, molecular function: protein binding. The coding region runs from base 54 to 11813 and encodes 3919 amino acids. Gene Ontology annotation, cellular component: extrinsic component of membrane. NCBI's taxonomy places the organism in Eukaryota, Metazoa, Arthropoda, Insecta, Diptera, Drosophilidae. Gene Ontology annotation, biological process: mitochondrion organization; protein retention in Golgi apparatus; protein targeting to vacuole.